Molecule: messenger RNA, 5071 nt
Organism: Trichobilharzia szidati
Lineage: Eukaryota; Metazoa; Platyhelminthes; Trematoda; Strigeidida; Schistosomatidae
Source: the annotation of a GenBank genome assembly
UGUGUGUGUGUGAUUUCCCUAUCACAGUGUUUGGAAGUGCACUCCUCUCAUCCAUCUAACGCAUUCAAAUACUACUACACAAAUUAGAAUCACCAAACUAACUUUGUUGUAUUCUGCUACUGUCUGACAUCAGGAGGUAGUUGUUGCUUUCUUCCAGUAGCUUCACUUCACAGAAAUAUAUAAUUUGCAAAUACUACACUGCCUCCACCACUUCUCUUAGUUGGCCUGUGAAAUAUAUAAUGAUAAUAAUAAUGAUAAUAACAGUAAUAACGGGAUAUAAUGCUUUUGUGCGCUUGCACACAACGACACUUCUUUACAGGUGAAUGACACCAAACAGUUCUCCCACACUGUCACACUCACACACAUACGCACACACACACAAACAAACAAACAGACAUUAUGGAAUUAAUGAUCCCCAUCAUUAUGGUGAUGAUGAUAAUAAUAAUAAAACGGUGGGCUACCUGAAUGCGGCAAGCUGAAAAAUUUGAUCAUAUUUAUCCUUCAUUAUAAUAAUAAUAAUAAUAAUUUCCCCACCACUUCUUGGAUAUUUUAAUUUAUAAUAUCCCAAAAAUAGUAAUUCUAAUAAUAAUAAUAAUAUCGAAUGUGUGGAAAACAUUUCUCAGUUCAACUUCUUGUUGUGCACCUUCAGUCUCCUUUAGAUGAGUUUUACUCAGAUAACAUUUUGAGGCAUAAUUUCUACGCAAAAAAAGAAUAAAAUCUACAAAAUCAACAUAUUCCACUGAGUUUACAUAUACAUAUAUGCCAAUUUUGAAAGAAUUGAAGUAGAAAGAGGAUAAAGAUAUCGCCUAACAACAAAAAUAUUUCCCUUCCUUCAUAAAUUAUCCUCAAAAACAUUGGUAGACAAGCAAACAUCCAAUCAAUCAAUCAAUCGAUAAAUCAAUAAAUCAAAAGUUAUCUGUCCAUCACGAAUUCUUUUUAAAAAAAUGAGGAUUAUCCUUACAAUAUUUUUGGAAAUUCUCAUUUUGUUUAAAACACCCGGCAUUGUAAAUGGCGCCAGUCAUAAUGUUCAACAGUUCAAUAAACAUGUCAAUCAUAAUAAUAAUCGUCAUAUUCAAAUAUUUAAUCAUGAGAAUGAUAUGACUGAUUCUAUACCACUAUAAAUACUUCAUCCUUUUUGAAACGUAUGAAACGAUCAAGUUUACAAAAUGCCGGUGUAAGCAGCGGUAGUAGUAGUAGUAGUAGGGAAAAUUCAAUGAAUUCGAAUCAUCAUCUCAUGUCCGGUCCAUCGGCAUCAUCUUCGUCAGCUUCGUCUGCAUCCUCCUCGUCAUCAGUCUCAUCGUCAUCUUUAUCCUCAGGCUACCAUCAAGCCAUUUCAGGUCAAUCUUUACUCAAUGCUAACGAUAAUGAUAAGGUACUUCGACCAGAGAAAUGUAUUCCAAUUGAAAUACCAUUGUGUAAAAAUAUCGGUUAUAAUUUAACCUAUAUGCCGAAUGCAUUCAAUCAUGAAACGCAAGAAGAAGCAGGUUUAGAGGUUCAUCAAUUCUACCCACUGGUUGAAAUCAAUUGUUCUGAAGACUUACGAUUAUUUUUAUGCAGUAUGUAUACACCGAUUUGUUUACCCAACUGGCAUUAUCGACUAACUGCAUGCAAGUCAUUGUGUGAAAGUGCUCGUGACGGUUGUAUGCCAGUGAUGCGAACUUAUGGAUUUGGAUGGCCAGAAAGAAUGAAUUGUGAUCUUCUUCCAGAAGGGAAUGAAUGUGUAAGUCGAAGUAAUACACCGAAUAGUAAGAAGACUACAGCGAUCUCUGGAUCGUCAUCCUCCUCUGCAUCAUUAUCUGGUGAAGAAGGCGAUAACAUUAAAGAUGACAAUCGUGUUAGAGGUGGUAGUGGAACUAAUGGAAAGUCAUCCAGUCAUGAUAUAUUAUCAUUAAUGCAAGAAUUUAAUUCCCACAAUCGAUUAAAUACGAAUACAAAUAAGCCAAAUUUUAAAACACAAAUUAAUUAUAAAGAUUUUCAUAAAAAUUACAGUUUUCCAAAUGUUUCACCAACAGAAAUUAUCAAUCAAUUACAAGAACACCUGACUAGCAGUUUAAUUGACAGUCAUUCAAAGCAAGGCAGUAAAAAAUCUUCGAAUAAAAAUGAUGAAAUUAAUGACAGUAAUAAUUCAAAACAUUCUAAACAUCAGCAUAAACAUUUCGGUCCAGUGAUUUGUCUACCGUGUCGAUGUCGUGAUCCAUUUGUCGCGUGGAUGAAACCACCGUUCAAUGAAGUAGUCACUGGUGGGAUAUCUGGAUGUCUGCCGUCCUGUCAUAGUCCAGCAUUUGCUAAUCAAUCAGAUAAGACAUUUGCAACAUUUUGGCUUGGUUUAUGGGCUGUUCUAUGCAUUCUGUCAACACUGGCUACUGUAGCCACAUUUCUUGCUGAUCCCGGCCGUUUCCAGUAUCCAGAACGUCCAAUUAUUUACCUGUCAGCUUGUUAUUUUAUGAUUGCACUUGGUUAUUUAAUACGUGUUGGUAUGGGUCAUGAGAAAAUUGCUUGUGAUGGACCAGUUCUUAGAAUUGGUACAACUGGACCUGCUCAAUGUAGUAUUGUCUUUCUAUUGACUUAUGUUUUUGGUAUGGCAUCUUCUGUUUGGUGGGUGAUACUUACUCUGACAUGGUUUCUUGCUGCUGGAUUAAAAUGGGGCACAGAAGCUAUUGCUAAGUAUUCUCAAAUUUAUCACUUUUUCGCCUGGUUUUUUCCUGGUGCACAAGCCAUUUUUGUUCUAAUCUUAUCAGCAGUUGACGGAGAUCCUGUCGGUGGAUUAUGCACUGUCGGUUCAACAAAUUUAGCCUAUCUACGUAUAUUUGUAUUGGCGCCAAUGUGUAUUUAUUUAGGCCUUGGAACUGUAUUCCUAUUGGCUGGUUUUGUAGCCUUAUUUAAAAUUCGCAGUGAAAUUAAACUACAAGCAAGAGGUCAUUUAAAAACAGAUAAGCUAGAAAAAUUGAUGAUACGCAUUGGAAUAUUUGGUGUAUUGUAUACAGUCCCAGCAACAGUUGUCAUUGCUUGCCAUUGUUAUGAAUUAUAUAAUCGUGAUGCAUGGAAUAGAGCUCACAAUUGUCCUUGUGCUCCAUUACCGUAUAUUAAAGAUAUAUCACAAGAAAAUGUUCUGGAGAAGUUGAAAACUCUACUGGCCAACAAUUAUUACCAUUCAUCUCCGAAUGGAGAUAAAUUGAUGGAUAGAAAGGAUGGUUUUACGCUGCAUUUAAAUCCUCCAGCCCACGCGGUUGGUCAACCUGAGUAUGCAGUAUUCAUGCUAAAGUAUUUCAUGUCUUUAGUUGUUGGCAUCACCUCGGGAUUUUGGAUAUGGUCAAGUAAAACAGUCGACUCAUGGCAAUCGUGUCUGAAACGCGCUUUCAAUCGGUCUUAUUCAACAAGUACUAAAAGAAAUCAAACUGGAUCUAUGGCGAUACUAAGUCAUACUGGAGCACUAUUACCCAACCGUUCUCCACCACCGAAUCCAGGAACAAUUGGAUGGAAUACUGGUCAGUCAAAAGUUUGGCUGAACAGUAACAGUAAUCCUAAGCUUUCUGGUGGACCAACUGUUGGCGGUGUGAAUAGUUGUACAACAUGGCAAGAUGAUUACAUGUCCACUAACAAUAAUAAUAACAACCGUCUACUUCCUCAACCACCUCCAGUAGCAGUGGGAGCAGCAGCCAGUUUAGCCUGCAAUCAUUCUGCAGUUAAUCAUUUGAGUCAUACAAUGCCUAUUAUCCCCGGUGGAUCAGUGAUUGGGACACCGGGAAUUUCACUUUCAGGCUUACAUGGUAACUCUGGAUCAUUUACCAGCGGUCCAUUGGAAGGGACUGCUAUCAGUGCAGGCAGUACAACAAACUUACCGAUUCAACAACAACAACAACACGCUGGACGUAAAAUCGAUGGGAAUAGUAUGUUUAUCAUGUCCUCAGUACCAAUGACACAUAUCUAACUAAACAACAACCAAUGACAUAUACGCAAUUAAAAGGUCGAUUGUCUCUAAAAAAAUGGCCUUCCAUUAGACACCAUUAGUACAUUAUCUGGCUGAAUAUUUUCAAUCCCGGUUUCAUAUUGUUAAAAAAUCCUAUGAAUAUGUCUACAAAAACAUAAUCAAUACUUGUUUAGUUAUCUUUCAAGUUGAACACUUAUACUAUCACUUAAGUGAAUGAGACAAUCUUCAAAAAUAUAUUCACAUAUAUAUACAUAAUUUCAUUAUUCUGCAUUUUCAUUUUAGUAUCAAUAGUAUUCUGUUGUCUUUAUAUCUGUACUAGUUAUAACAAGCCAUCAGGAUUGUUUUAAUAAGAAAAAUUCAAUUCAACCACCAAAACUUCCUUGAAUAUCUUUAAUAACACUUAAUGCAUUAAAACAAAAUAUCGUGGAUUAUGUAUUUAUCCAUUGAACAAGUUAAUCAAUGAAUGAAUGAAUCAAUCAAUCAAUCAUAGCAUUUCAGGCAGCGAUAAAUGCUAAAUUGUAAUUAUAUUUUAUUGUUUUUGGUUUAAAAAUUAUAUAUAUAAGACAUUGUCAACUUUUCUUUUCUUUACUUCUUCUAUGCGUUACAAUCUCUAACAAUUUCCUAAUUAAUUAUUGGUAAAAGUUAGUAGCGUGAAUAUCUGAACAUUUCACUGAUUUCCGAACACUAUGGAUUCAAUGGAUGAAUAUUGAAUGUUGAAUAAUGAAUCGCCGCUCACUAUGAUUUGAUUUGUACAUAAGUUGACCCAAAAAUGGAUGAUUGUUGUUUUUUAUUUGUGCAUGCUAAUAAUUAUAAUCAGUUAUUUACAGUACAAUAGCUCAAAAUGGUGCCUUUUUUGUCAGAUCUAUUAAGAUCUGUUUGACGUUUAAAACUAUACUACUAUUAGGAUUUAAUUUAUCCGGGUAAUUUUUAACUGAAAUAAUAAUAUACGUAUAUAAAUAUAUACUACUUAUUAUUUCGUGAGUAAUCUUUCUGUGCAUUUUUUUGUGUACUUUAUUACAUAAUCAUUUAUAUAUAUAGACAUCAUAAAUCUGUACAUAUUUUUAUUUGAAAGUAUCUUUAUUUAUGUCGUGAACGCUAUAUAUAUAUUACUGAAUUCAUAGACAAAUAAAUUUUCUUAUAUUA